AUGACCGCAACCAUUUGCCUCGUUUUUUUUUCUUCUGUUACAAUUGUUAAAAAUAUUUUUUUCUAUUUAUUUAUUUCUGAUUUUCUUUUUCUCUUUUUUUUCUUUUUUCCCCAAAAAAAUCUUUUAUUUAUUAUUUACUUAUAUUACUUUCUUUUUUUCCUACCAUCUAUUAAAAUAUUUCUUUCUUUUUUUUCUUUUCUUUAUCUUUUUCUUUUUGUUUCUAACUGUCUUUUUUCUUGUCGAGUUGUUCAAACUUAUUUUACUUUCUCUUUUUUCAAAAAUUUUUAUCUAUCUAUCUAUCUAUCUAUCUAUCUAUCUAUCUAUCUAUCUAUCUAUCUAUCUAUCUCAAUUUUUAUUGCUGGUAAUAUUUUUCUAUCUAUCUAUCUAUCUAUCUAUCUAUCUCAGUAUAUAUUGGUAGCCCGUGGAACCACAAGAACAGAAGUGGGGUCGAUGACCCUCCACAACGAUGAGGAUCGUCCGGCUACGUCAAGUCAAGGUGUCGAGACAUUGUCAUCUGUAGGAUUAUAUCUCGGGUUGCAAUGCCCGCUUAACUUUUCAGUGACGAGACUUCCUCGACUUGCCCAUCCACAAGGUUCCCCCUCUGCAUCCAUUGGAAAACCAUGCAGAAUAAUAGUGGUCAUGCGGGCGCCCAUAUAUUCAGUUUGCAUCCUCACUGAUUUGGUGAAUAUAUAUGAUAUUCUUCAAAUCUCUAUCCUUCUAUGUAUCUAUCUAUCUAUCUACCUACCUAUUUAUCUACAUAUUUGUGUAUGUUCCUAUCUAUCUAUCUAUCUAUCUAUCUAUCUAUCUAUCUAUCUAUCUAAAUCUAUUGACUAUCUAUUUAUCCCCCUCUCUCUCUCUCUCUAA
Molecule: messenger RNA, 864 nt
Organism: Acanthosepion pharaonis
Lineage: Eukaryota; Metazoa; Mollusca; Cephalopoda; Sepiida; Sepiidae
Source: the annotation of a GenBank genome assembly